Messenger RNA from Ilex paraguariensis (yerba mate), 438 nucleotides. The record is from the annotation of a GenBank genome assembly. Lineage: Eukaryota; Viridiplantae; Streptophyta; Magnoliopsida; Aquifoliales; Aquifoliaceae.
AUGCAUGUGGCUAAAGUAGAGAAUCAUGGAACUGAAGAUUCAGUCCAAAUAUCAGCCAAACAUAUUGUGAAAUCUGCCUCAGAUGCCAGCCAUUACAGGGUUUUGAGAUCUGCUGACUACAUUCAGGGUUUGAAGGAGUGUGAUUCUAAUGGAUAUGAGGGAAGUUUAGGUGAAUCUAGCAAUAUGAGUGAAGACACAAAAAACUCAGGGAUCUCUUUUACUUCCUCAUGCAAUGCCUUAUCAAAUGAUUUCAGUUUGAGCAUCUCUUCUCUUACCAACAACAACAAUGAUACAGCUCGUUGCCAUGAGCUGAAGCUAGAGCUUGAUGCAAUUGAAAUGCAGUAUCACCAAUAUUGUCAUGAACUCUUGAAGAUGAGAGAGGAAGCUGAAGAAAAUGCCAAGCAGAGGUGGAUAGCUAAGAGGAUGUCUUUUGUUUGA